CAGCCCAUCUCCCAAAUCCUCCCGGGCACCCACAGUGUGGGGCUGGGAUUCAGACUCACAACUCCUGGCCCGGCUCAGGCCGAGGAUUUGGGGGAAUUGAGGGGCUCUGGGACAGCAAAAGCCCAAAAAUGGGGGCGGAGAGAGAGGAAACCGCAGGGAGAGGCAUCUCCAGAGCGUGGAAUUCCAGGGAUCCGGGGGAGCUGAGGCCGGGAGGAGGCGAUGCACCGACCCAGGGCCCUUCCAGCGCUGCCAAAUUCCCACCCCAGCUCCGGGGUGUCCCCACGGCGGAGCCCCCACACCCAACCUCCCCCCCGGGUGGGGUUUCUCCACGCUCUCCCCGGGAACUGGAGUUACUUCCACCUCCCUUUUCCCAGCCUGUCACUUAUAAGGACUUGUGUCUCACUUGUUUAUCGGAGCGGAGCAUAAAAGGAACAGACUCACAACUGGGCCGUCGCCUCCCAAAGCAUCCCCACAUACAUUUUCCUACAAUAAUUAAACUGCUGGGUCCUACCACCAGCCCGAGGUCAAUUUAAUGAAAUAAAACACCUUAUAUGGCCAUAUGGCCAACACACCAUCACUGAGCCUAUUUAGGGUCUUUGUUUAGAGAGGAUCCGCCUCUGAGGUUCCUGGGGCUCGCUGGUAUUUAUACCCAGGGCGCAGCGGGGCUCGGUCCCAGAGGAAAGGAGCUCUCGCCUCUGCGCUUUUCCCCCAGGUCCCCCCUGAGCACCAACCGCUCCCGGCCCCACCAUGUGCGAGGAGGAAACCACCGCCCUGGUCUGUGACAACGGCUCCGGCCUCUGCAAGGCCGGCUUUGCCGGCGACGACGCCCCGCGCGCCGUCUUCCCCUCCAUCGUGGGCCGGCCCCGCCACCAGGGCGUCAUGGUGGGCAUGGGGCAGAAGGACAGCUACGUGGGCGACGAGGCGCAGAGCAAGAGGGGCAUCCUCACGCUCAAGUACCCCAUCGAGCACGGCAUCAUCACCAACUGGGAUGACAUGGAGAAGAUCUGGCACCACUCCUUCUACAACGAGCUGCGCGUGGCCCCCGAGGAGCACCCGACCCUGCUCACCGAGGCCCCCCUCAACCCCAAGGCCAACCGGGAGAAGAUGACGCAGAUCAUGUUUGAAACCUUCAACGUCCCCGCCAUGUACGUCGCCAUCCAGGCCGUCCUCUCCCUCUACGCCUCCGGCCGCACGACCGGCAUCGUGCUGGACUCCGGGGACGGCGUCACCCACAACGUGCCCAUCUACGAGGGCUACGCGCUGCCCCACGCCAUCAUGCGCCUGGACCUGGCCGGGCGGGACCUCACCGACUACCUCAUGAAGAUCCUCACCGAGAGGGGCUACUCCUUCGUCACCACCGCCGAGCGGGAAAUCGUGAGGGACAUCAAGGAGAAGCUCUGCUACGUGGCCCUGGACUUCGAGAACGAGAUGGCCACGGCCGCCUCCUCCUCCUCGCUGGAGAAGAGCUACGAGCUCCCCGACGGGCAGGUCAUCACCAUCGGCAACGAGCGCUUCCGCUGCCCCGAGACCCUGUUCCAGCCCUCCUUCAUCAUCAUCGCCCCCCCGGAGCGCAAGUACUCGGUGUGGAUCGGCGGCUCCAUCCUGGCGUCCCUCUCCACCUUCCAGCAGAUGUGGAUCAGCAAACCCGAGUAUGACGAGGCCGGACCCUCCAUCGUCCACCGAAAAUGCUUCUAAGCCCCCUCCCCGCCCUGUGGUGGCCCCCCCGGCCUGGCCUGGGGGGUUCCACUCCUCCUCCUCCUCCUCAGCCUCCGCUGCUCCUCCCCCCCACCCACUGCGCAUUAA
Messenger RNA from Empidonax traillii (willow flycatcher), 1803 nucleotides. Its product is annotated as actin, gamma-enteric smooth muscle. Bases 748 to 1695 code for a protein of 315 amino acids. Lineage: Eukaryota; Metazoa; Chordata; Aves; Passeriformes; Tyrannidae. The transcript has 8 exons. The record is from RefSeq and is a predicted model, not a curated record.